Messenger RNA from Hibiscus syriacus, 892 nucleotides. RefSeq lists its product as uncharacterized. The coding region runs from base 110 to 709 and encodes 199 amino acids. Lineage: Eukaryota; Viridiplantae; Streptophyta; Magnoliopsida; Malvales; Malvaceae. The transcript is spliced from 6 exons. The record is from RefSeq and is a predicted model, not a curated record.
GUGCCGUAACGUUGGAUUUGAUUUAAUCCUCAACGAUCGGCAUUUCCCAGUUAGGUUUUGGUACAAAAAUCCUCAUUUUCUCUUCGUGAUUUGCUGGUGUUUUUGAAAUAUGGCAGGGAGAGAAGUUCGUGAGUACACCAAUCUGAGCGACCCCAAAGAUAAAAAGUGGGGGAAAGGAAAGGACAAACUGGACGAUGAAGAUAUUGCUUUCCAGCGUAUGGUUGCCAAGAUGCAAGAGGUUGCUGGAGAACGUGGAGGCUACCUACAUGGGCGGGGCGGUAGCUUUCCUUUAUUACAUCUCAAGGAGCAGAAGGAGGAGGAUGCUGAACGCCUCCUGCGCCGCACUGAGAAACGGGCAUUUGCAGCAUUUAAGAAAGCUGCAAGUUUGGCAGAUUCCGCACCUGCAUCCUUUCCUUUGCCACUUCGAGUUGAGCCGAAGCCAAAGAGUGGAAUCAGACAGCAAGAUUUGCUGAAAAAAGUCGUGGAAGUAAAACUGAAACGAGCCAAACUUUCAAGCCCCUCCAACUCCGAGCCUGAGGCUAAUCAAUCCAAUUUACGAUCCCAGGAGCAGGAGUUCAACCAGGAGAAGAAUGAGCAGCAUCAUGUUUCGGAAUCAAAUACAGCAGGAAAGCAGGAUAAGGUGGAAAAUCCUGCCAAAUCCUUAUUAGGCUUAGUUUAUGCUAGUUCUGAUGAUGAUGAAGAUGAUUGAUGAAGACCAAUGCUUUGCAUGCAUUUCAGUUGUAAUCUUCAUGAACAUGAUGGGCUAUCGUUUUUGUUUGAUCUUUUUGUAAUGUUUAAUAUCAUAUUUGACCUUUGGUAUUUUAAGAAAAUUUUCAAUAUGGUAUCUGUAUGUGGAACAUUUAUUGUCUAUACCAUUUUAGUUUAUACUGAA